AUGUCGUCAAUCACGUUAACAAAAGAAUCGCACAAGAAUCCAUCAAAUUUUAGAAUCAAGUUGAAGGAUAGCACUGCUCAGUUGACCGGUGAUGUUGAUGUCAACUCCAACGAUAAAUUGCCAACAAUCCAUACCCACUCCAAGGUUGCAAUCAUUGGAGCAGGAUUCUCAGGUUUGGGUUCUGCCAUCAAAACAUUGCAAACGCUCAAGGAGCAAGAUGUUGCUAUUCUUGAAAUGCGUGAUAAUUUUGGUGGUGUUUGGUAUGCAAAUACGUACCCCGGUUGUGCUUCUGAUAUUCCCGCUAUUUGGUAUUCGUUUUCCUUUGCUUUAACUUCAAAUUGGAGUCGAGUCCAACCACCACAAUACGAAAUGGAAGAAUACAUUUUGAGAGUCGCUGAACAGUACAAGUUGAAGGAGAAAACUAGGUUCAAUACUUUUGUUGAUGAUUGUAUUUUCAACGAAGAAACUGGGUUGUGGACCUUGUACUCUCAUGAUGUCAAAACUGGUCAAAAGAUUGAACACACUGCCAACAUUCUUUUGUCAUGUAGGGGUCAUUUGGUUUACCCAAUCCAUUUGAAAGAACCAGGCUUGGAGAAUUUCAAAGGAAAAUAUAUGCAUUCAGCGCUUUGGGACCAUUCAGUUGAUUUUAAAGGCAAGAACGUUGUUGUUUUCGGUAAUGGUUGUUCAGCCAAUCAAGUUAUUCCGGCCUUGUUGAACGAUCAAAAAUAUAACCCGGCCUCAAUCACUCAAAUUGUUAGAUCAAAACAUUAUGUCAUGCCUCCAGUGCCAAAAAUUCUCCUUAUCCUUUACCGUAUUCUCAGUUUUAACUUCUUUGGUUUGAAAUUGGUGCGUUGGUUGAUUGUUGUUAUUGCCGAGUCAAGAUUCCCAUUGUUUAGAGGCGAAGGUCCAAUUGCCAGACUUGUUCGUUGGGUUAAUAGGAAAAUGGCUGUUAGUCACAUGAAGCACGCACCGAAAAAGUACUGGGAUAUUCUUAUUCCAGAUUUCAAAGUUGGUUGCAAAAGAUUGAUUUUUGAUUACGGAUACAUUCAAGCAUUGAACAACCCUAGAAUUGAGCUCACUAAUGAACGUGUUGACAAAGUUGUUGAAAAUGGGCUUUACUUGAAGGACGGUAGAUUUAUCAAGGCUGAUAUCAUAAUUGCUUGUACUGGUUACAAUACCAGAAAGACUUUUGACCAACCAAUCAAAACUAAGAAGGGUGCUUCUUUGCAAAAGAUUUGGAACACUGAAGGUGUUGGUGCUUACCGUACAAUGAUGGUUAAAAACAUUCCCAACUUUUUCUUAAUUGGUGGUCCUAACACCGCCACUGGCCACGCUUCCGUUAUCAUGGCAGCCGAACAUGGUAUUGACUACUACAUGAAAGUUGCCAAGCCAGUUAUUCAAGGUAAAGAAAAAUCGGUUGAAUGUAAACCUGAGGCCUAUGACAGCUGGUUUAAAUUAAUCCAAGACCAAUUGGCCAAGAGUGUGUUUGGUACUGCAUUUGGUGGAUGUGCUUCAUGGUACAGAAGUGAUCAAUCCAACUUUAUCACGUAUCCAUUCAGUCAGAUCCAUUAUUGGUACAUUACUCACUUCCCCAACUAUAGGGAAUUGACUUACAAGCACAAUAAUAAAAAGACAGCAUGA
Messenger RNA from Lodderomyces parapsilosis, 1641 nucleotides. RefSeq names its product flavin-containing monooxygenase. The coding region runs from base 1 to 1641 and encodes 546 amino acids. Lineage: Eukaryota; Fungi; Ascomycota; Pichiomycetes; Serinales; Debaryomycetaceae. Gene Ontology annotation, molecular function: flavin adenine dinucleotide binding; N,N-dimethylaniline monooxygenase activity; NADP binding. The record is from RefSeq and is a predicted model, not a curated record. The transcript has a single exon.